GAAGUAGAUAAGGUUUUAUGAUUGCUGAUCGUCUUCGACCUCCAUAACUGUUUCUAUUCCAAAAGAGCAAAUUAUGAGUCUGGUGAAAUCUCUGGGUGCUUCGGCGGUGGUGAACGUCCCCGCCGCCGCCGUCACCACCACCCAACUUCAUCACGGUACACAUUCCUUCCCCUUUCUGUCGCUGUCGCAACAUUUGCCCAAACUAAACACCACCACCACCAGUAUCAGCUGGAAAACAACUACCCCCGUCAGGACAGCUGUCGCCGCCAUCAAUUCUUCCGACACCAUGGAAAAGGAAACAGAGAGUAAAAAGGAAUACCAUUUUGUGGUUGCGAAUGCAAAAUUCAUGUUGGAUGAAGAAGAACACUUUCAAGAGCAGUUGUUUGAAAGAGUCCGUCUUUUCAAAGAGAGAAAUAUGGAGCAGGAUUUUUGGCUUGUGAUUGAACCCAAGUUUUUAGACAAGUUCCCCAACAUUACCAAGAGACUUAAGAGACCUGCAGUUGCUUUGGUUUCCACCAAUGGUACAUGGAUCAAGUUCAUGAAGUUGAGACUAGAUCGAGUUUUGUUAGAUAGCUUUGAAGCAGAGAGUAUGGAAGAAGCAUUGGCAUCAAAUCCUUGUAAUAUAGAGUUCGAGAAACCAAGUAAUUGGGUCGCCCCAUACCCGAAGUAUGAGUCUGGUUGGUGGGAAUCUUUGUUGCCGCCAAUCCCUCAGACACAACAAGUGUCAAAAUUCGUAAAAUCAUUAGGAGUGUAUGUUUGUGGUUAUAAGAAGAAUAUUCAGGAACAUCGUUUGAUCAAUCCGGACUGA
Molecule: messenger RNA, 808 nt
Organism: Lactuca saligna
Lineage: Eukaryota; Viridiplantae; Streptophyta; Magnoliopsida; Asterales; Asteraceae
Source: the annotation of a GenBank genome assembly